AUGAAGGGCCUAGCGCAGAAGAUCGCGACCGAGGCGGCCCCGAUCAAGGUGAAGUCAAGGCCAGAGCGCUUGGCGGAAGCGGCCGAGGCCCUGGGGAUUGCGAACAAGCACUUCACGGCGAUUGCGGCCGAAGUCAAGAAGCAGAAGGCCUGGCUGCGAGAGCUAGAGGACAAGUUGAGCGAGAAGGCUGCCAUCGUAGUCGAGAAGGAGAGCAUCUUGGAAGAGAUCCACGCGGAGGGCAAGGAGGUGAAGCACCAAAGCUUCAUGCAGCAGCUGAUCAGCCAGACCCCCGAGGAGAUGGCGCUCGAAGGGGUCAUCGACCUCGAGAAGGAGCUGGAGCUGGAGGACAGCGAGGUCGACGAGGCUGCCCGCCAGGAGGUAGCCGAGGCCAAGCGGAAGGUCUUGGCCGACCUCCAGCAGGGAGCCAAGGAGUACGCGAACCAGCUGCAGGAGCACAUCAGGCGUGCGAAGGAGAUGGCGGCGUCGAACAAGGAGACGAUACGGCAGGAGGCGAAGAAGCGGAAGGUCGAAGCCCAGCAGGACACAGCCAUGGAAGGAACGGCAGAGACCGACAAGGGCGUCAGGAAUAUCUUCGCCGGCAACAUCACGAAGUGGGGCCCUACUGUGGAGUCGUGGCUUCGGGACAAGCACUUGAGGAUCAAUGGCAGCAAGCACAGUGGGCAGGGGUUUGACACGUACCUGAUCCAGGAGACCCACCUUCGCCACCACCUGCUGGAGGAGAAGGAGGCACUUCUGAAUAAGUGGGGUUUGAAGGCGUGCUUCGCGGCAUCUCAACCUUCCGUCAAGUCCGAGGGGGGCUCGAAAGGAGGCGUGAUGAUAGCCGCGAGGUCGCACUUCAAGAGCUCGUUCGUUCGGGAGUUCGCGGCAUAUGGCAGUGUUUCAGGGGCUACUGCUGGCAGCCGCGGGGUACAAGAACAAGUUGGGGGAGCCGAAGAUAUGGGUCUACUUCAGAUGGAGGACUGGACUGCGAUGACGUGGCACUUGAAGGGCUACAGCCUCGUGGUCAUCUCGCUCUGCCUGAGGUGCGACCACCCGCUGAAGGGGGGGGCCAAUGCACGGCGAUUGGCAGAAGUGGCGAGGUUUACACGUUCAUUACGUACGCCUUGGAUCAUCGCAGGGGGCUUCAAUGUUAGCCCGACUAAGUUCGCGGCGGAGGGCUUCUGCGACUACCUGGGCGACGCGCGCAUUUACACCGUGCCAGGCGACACGCCGACCUGCUACAAGGCCGACGCGGAGCCCUCGCUCAUCGACUUCGUGCUGGCGAGCCCCGCAGCCUGCCAGCACAUCAUCGCGCUCGAGGCGGUUUCGGAGGUCAGCUGGAAGCCCCACAUCGGCCAGCAGCUCACCAUCAAGGCCCAGCUCGAGCUCAACAUCACGAGGGUGCUGAGGAUGCCGAGCGCGUUCUGCCACCCGAAGCGUGACACGAUGAAGGCGGCGAACCCUGACAGCAAGAUGGAGACCUACCAGAUGACCUACUUCAGGAAUGGGGAGCUCAUCGGCGGCGGCAAGAACGCGAAGAUGGAGGCCAAGGUUCGGAAGCGCCGACGCCCACGCCAUCGACUACAGAAAGCGGACCCGUGA
Messenger RNA from Prorocentrum cordatum, 1602 nucleotides. The record is from the annotation of a GenBank genome assembly. NCBI's taxonomy places the organism in Eukaryota, Dinophyceae, Prorocentrales, Prorocentraceae.